Molecule: messenger RNA, 1464 nt
Organism: Xylaria bambusicola
Lineage: Eukaryota; Fungi; Ascomycota; Sordariomycetes; Xylariales; Xylariaceae
Product: release factor
Exons: 2
Coding region: 72-1373 (433 amino acids)
Biological process (GO): translational termination
Molecular function (GO): translation release factor activity
Source: RefSeq, a predicted model, not a curated record
UGGAGAAUACCUAGAUGCUACUGCGAGCUUUGAUAUAGAUAGAUAUGUAGACUUCCUUCUGAUGUACAAGAAUGUUACCUACACAAUGGAUAUGCCGGCGCUGCAUUACAGCCCUAUCGCGGUCACAUAAUCGGCCUUUCAUUCGCUUCGCCAGUUCAAAUACUACAAACACAUUGCCAUUGGUCCUGCUUGAACGGGCCCGAAAUAUUGCUAAAGAGCACGACCAACUCACUGUCACAAUCGAGUCCGACUUUAACAGUAAGACGGCUAAGCGAAUUGGCGAAUUGUCGCGUGUUGCGACAGCUUUGAAGGAAUGGGACGCCGCGCAAUCAUCCAUCGCCGAGCUUACGGCCCUCCUCGAAUCCAAAGACGCCAAAGAUGAAGAGCUAGAAGAAUUAGCUCGUGAGGAGCUCUCUUCGACAUACUCGAGCCUCGAACCUCUUGCGACUGCUCUUUCUGCCUCUCUGACACCUCGCGACCCUUUUGCCGAUAUGCCUUGUAUGGUUGAGAUCCGUCCUGGGCCGGGAGGCAUGGAAGGGCGUUAUUUCGCGGAUGCUAUCUUCCGAAUGUACCGACAAUACUGUUCCCGUAUAGGAUUACGGACGCAGGUGGUGAAAUACGAACUUGCAGAGGGCGGCGAGUCCUCGGGCGGAGCGAACGAGGCACCAUUACUAGAAGCUGUUCUAGAAAUUCAAGACGCCGGUGCCUAUGACAUUUUCCGCGGUGAGGCUGGAAUGCACAGGGUUCAGCGCGUCCCCUCAACAGAAAAAUCCGGACGCACACAUACAAGCGCCGUUGCUGUAUGGGUUUUGCCAGCUUUUCCCGAAAACAGCGCAUCAGACCAUGAUUUCAAUAAUCCCGACAGCCUCUUUUAUGUGAACCCAGCAGAGGUUCGUGAAGAGAAAAUGCGUGCAGGUGGCGCAGGUGGCCAACACGUCAACAAGACGGAAAGCGCUAUCCGCCUUACACACGAGCCUACUGGCAUCAGUGUUUCUAUGCAAGAUUCUCGGUCGCAACACACCAACCGUAAGUCUGCCUGGACAGUGCUUCGAUCACGCUUAGCCCAGAAACGAAGGGAAGAGAGAGAAGAGGCGGCUUGGGCGUUGAGAAAUAGCGUCCUCAGUAAAGACAAGAUUACCCGUGGUGACAAGAUCCGUACAUACAACUAUUCCCAGGACCGUUGCUCAGAUCACAGGUCUGGUUUGGACGUCCACAAUCUGCCUGACGUCCUCGCUGGCGGAGAGACGCUCGAUAAAGUAAUAGCGAGUACUAAAGAGUGGCUGAUCCAACGAGAUAUUCAGGCAUUGAUCGCCGAGGAAGAAGCCACCGCAGCUGCCGCUGCGUCUAGUGACACGAAAAAGGCGAAGCGGUAACAUAUUGUGCCUUGCAUUUUACUUGAUAGAUCUUGUACAUAUAUGUCCUCAAACUGUUUACAAUACCCUGAGAGCAAGCAAGAUACGCACC